Micromonas commoda is the source of this 2022-nucleotide messenger RNA. RefSeq lists its product with no specific name. The coding region runs from base 1 to 2022 and encodes 673 amino acids. The record is from RefSeq and is a predicted model, not a curated record. The transcript has a single exon. Lineage: Eukaryota; Viridiplantae; Chlorophyta; Mamiellophyceae; Mamiellales; Mamiellaceae.
AUGUCCUCCGAGACCGAGUCGCUGCGGAAGAAGGUGGCGACCCUCACGGUCAUCAACGGCGCCCUCCAGAAGGAGAACGACGACCUGCGCGCCGCGCGGGACGACGCCGGAGGGGCGUCCUCGUCGCGGGGCGGGAACGAUGCCUCCGCCGAUGCCUCCGCCGUCGUCGCGCAGGUCGAGGCCGAGUGCGAGGCGCGACUGCGCGAAGCCGACGAGACCAUCGACGAACUCAGGCGCGAGCUGACGGAGAUCGCCAAGGGCGGCGACGCCGCGCAGUCCGCCAACAGGGACAAGACCGUCAAGCUGCGCGAGGCCAAGAACGAGAUCGCGUCCUUGCGUCGCAGGGUAUCGGAACUCGAGGGGAACGAGCGGCGCCUCAACUCGCAGCUGCGCGACGCCGAGGCGGACGCCGCGCGCGCCGCGAAAGCCGCGGAGAACAACAGCAAGACGGCGGACGGCAUACGCGAGGAGCUGGGCGCGUCGCAGGCGGAUGCCAACCGAGAGAUCCAAUCCCUGCGAAGGCGACUCAACGAGAGCGAACAGACGGCGGAGAAGACGAUCGCGACCCUGCGGGAGACGCUGGAGAACGAGCGCAGCGAUGCCACCGCGAAGGAGGCGAAGCGCGCCCGCGCCCAGGUGGCCUCCGCGGAGACCAGGGCGGCCAUCGCGGAGGCGGAGGCGGCGAAACUGUCCCGAGAGCUAAGCGAGAGCUCAGCGAUUGCAGAGUCACGAGAGGAAUCGCUCAGGCGAGAGCUCCGCGCCGCCGAGGACACCGCGCGAACGCUGGAGGCGACGCUCUCGGAGCAGAGGCACGCGGGCGGGUUCGCGCGGGAGGUGGCCGGCGCGGUCGCGACGGUGACGCGCGAGUUGGAACGGGAACGGACUAGCCGGCGAAAAGCGGAGGACGAACACGCGGAUCGCGUACGGGAACGCGACGUCACGAUCGAGCGCCUCGAUGCCGACAUCGCACGACUUCGUGAGCAGCUCCGCGAUGCGAAGAGUGCGGUGUCCCGCGCGGAGGCGGCGCGUGACGAGCGCCGGACGGCGGCUGACGAAUUCGACCGUCAACGAUCGGAAGCCGAGUCGGCGAAGGAGAAAGCGAAGGAAGAGGCGGAGAAGGCGGUCGCCGUCGCCACGGCGAGGGCGCAAAAGGCGGAGCGCGAGUGCGAGCUCCGCGGGGAGAAGUGCGCGGUGCUGAGCGCGGAGCUGGUGGCGCUGGAGGAGCAGGUCGCGAGGGCGGAGCUCGAGGCGAUCCGGGCGAGGCGAGACGCCGACGACGCGAAGAAGGAGGCGGAACGGAUCCGCGCGGUGAGUCACCGGGGUCGGACAGACGACGCGGCGGCGACUGCCUCGGCGACUCCCGAGUCGGCACCCCCUCGGCACCCCGCGAUCGCGCCGCGGGGUGCCGAGAACCCCGAACCCUCUGACGAGACGCCGCCGACGCAGCCGGCGCCGUCCGUCGGCGGGUUCGACGUCGCGGCUCUCGUCAAGGCCAACAAGGCGAACUUCGCGAACGAUUUCGACGUCGAGACCGCGAACUGGCUCACGUCCAAGGAGAAGCGUCUGAUCGCCGCCGAGCGCCGGACGCAGGCGGCGCUGCGUUCGAAGCUGGCGGAGGCGGAGGCGAAGGCGGCGGCGCUGACUGAGCGGGUGGAGGAGCUGGAGACGUCGCUGCGGGACGCCGAGGCGGCGGGCUCGAAUUCCGGCGGGGACGGCGGCGAGGGCGCGAAGAAACGGCUGAAGGAGUUGAGGGACGCGCUGCGAGAGGAGAGGGAUGCGGCGGAGUCGUUGACCGCGCGGCACGAGACGCUGCUGGAGGUGCUCGGCGAGAAGGAGGAGGAGGCUGACAGGCUGGCGAGGGCGGUUGCCGCGCUCAGGGGCGCGGGCAGGGAGUCGCACGCGGCGUUCAGGAGCGCGCUGGAGCGGCAGCUGGAGGAUGCCGAGGUCGCCGGUUCGAGUCCGGGGAAGAUCGCGGGGCGAGUGUUCGUCAGCAAGGACGUGGACGAGCCCCUCGAAGACUAA